AUGCCCAACAAGCAACUUCUUAAAAAACUUCCAUCUGAGGUCACGGAAAAACACCUGAAGUUCAUUGCCAGGACUGUGAUGGCACAUGAAGGGAACGUGGAAGGUACAUACAGGACACUGAACAGAAUCCUUACCGUGGAUGGGCUCAUUGAGGACAUUAAGUGAUGAAGAUACUACGAGAAGCCUUGCAGCCAAGGACAGCGGCAGAUCUACAACAUGGAAAUGGCUCAAAAGAUCAACUUCUUGAUGCGAAAACAUCGGGCGGAUCCACGGCAGGACUGCUGAGGCCUGUGGAUCGGAGGCCCACAUCCAUUUGUGUUUCUACCUCUUCUGUCUUAAAAUCCAUUUGUUCCAUUCCUCUAUAAUAAACUCAGUCAAAUAUAUGGAAGAAGGCCUACAUAUAUAGAACCAUCCCAUAAGUGAGAAGCAAAGCCUCUCUUUUA
This is a messenger RNA of Fukomys damarensis (Damara mole-rat), 443 nucleotides long. Its product is annotated as 28S ribosomal protein S21, mitochondrial-like. The transcript has 2 exons. Gene Ontology annotation, biological process: translation. Lineage: Eukaryota; Metazoa; Chordata; Mammalia; Rodentia; Bathyergidae. The record is from RefSeq and is a predicted model, not a curated record. Gene Ontology annotation, cellular component: ribosome. Gene Ontology annotation, molecular function: structural constituent of ribosome.